UUCUUCUUCUUCUUCUUCUUCUUCUCUCUCUCUUGAUUUCACAUUUUUCUCUCUCUAAAGUAAGUUUUAAAUUUUGUGUGUGACAAAGAUAGGUAGAUUACGGCGGAAGGAAGGAGACACUAAAUGGUAGAUAAAUCGAAUCUAUCAGCCAAAAAACAAAAAAAGCUUACACCCAACCCAAGUGAAAUUAGAUACCCUCUCAAGUUGACUUGAGUUUUUUUUUUGAAUUGAAGCUUUACAAAAAAAGAGACAAAUCUCCAUUGCUAGGGUUUUAAGAGGAGAAGAGGCUGCUGAAUAUAGAAAGCAGAGAGAGAGAGAGAGAUUGAGUAACUAUUCGAAUGUGAAUCUGAAAGAGACUGGUUCAAUCGGGAAACAGACGAAGAUCUCAUAUUCUCAGGUAAGGGAGAAGACUGAGGCUUUUGUGGAAAGGGGGAGAAGAUGAGAACAGCUAUACCUCUUGAUUAUGCUGUCUUCCAACUCUCUCCAAAACGGUCAAGAUGUGAAUUGUUUGUGUCUACUUCCGGGAAUACUGAGAAACUUGCUUCUGGACUGGUGAAACCAUUUGUUGCUCAUUUGAAAGUUGCAGAAGAACAGGUCGCCCGUGAUGUUCAGUCUAUCAGGCUAGAGGUUGAAAGCAGCAACAAAAAUGCUGGAACCUGGUUUACCAAAGGGACCCUCGAGAGGUUUGUACGUUUUGUUAGUACCCCAGAGGUUCUGGAAUUGGUAAGCGCAUUGGAUGUGGAAAUGUCUCAGUUGGAGGCUGCCCGUAAAAUAUAUGGCGAGGGAACUGGUGAUCAGCGAUCUAGUGCAAAAGAUGGCGCAGAAACUACACCAGCAGCUGAUGUGACAAAAAAGGAGUUGCUGAAAGCUAUUGAUUUACGGCUUGCAGCAGUUACACAGGACUUGACAACUGCCUGUAAUCGCGCAUCGGCUGCUGGUUUCAACCCUAUCAGUGUCUCCGAACUUAGUCAAUUUGCUGAUCGAUUUGGGGCUAAUCGCUUGAAUGAGGCAUGCACCAAGUUUAUCACACUUUGCCAGAGAAGGCCAGAGCUUAUGAGCUCUUGGAGGGUUAAUCAGGAAGAAGAAGCGAUACGUUCUUCAUGGGAAUCUGAUAUGUCAAUUGACGAUCCCAGUGAAGACCCAUCUAGAGACCUGGCGACUAACAGAAACCAACAACAUAGGGAAUAUCAAACUGGUAUGGAAGAGGAAAGUGCAACAGGAACCAACAACUGUCAGAAAAAAUCAAAGCUUAAGCCACAAACACAAAGUAGUAAUGAUGAAAAGGAUGAAGAAGAGGAAAAAAGUACUGUACAAAAUGAGCCUUUAGUGACUCAGUCUAGGCAACUCACGAGACGGCUUAGUGUGCAGGAGAGGAUCAGCAUGUUUGAAAACAAGCAGAAAGAGAACUCUGGAGGGAAAACAGCUGUGGCAAAAUCCACUGAGCUGAAAAGACUUUCUUCUGAUUUAUCAUCUGCUGCAGGCAUGGAAAAGGUUGUGGUACGAAGAUGGAGUGGUGCUAGUGACAUGAGCAUUGAUUUGGGAAAUGACAGGAAGGAUGAUACUGGUGAUAGUCCACUGUGUACUCCCUCGUCAUCUUCAGUGUCCAAAGAUGGAAGUGGUACAUCCUCGAAACUAUUUGUCGGCUACAAUAAAAAAGAGCAGAAUGGAUUGAGCCAUAAUGCGCAUUCUCACAGGACUGAGGAAGAAUGUACUUCCAACAAUGGCAGCGACUGGGGAACGGAUGAAGGAGAGUCUCAAAAUUCAAGUUCUAGUUUCUUGCGAAAAGACAAGGAGGUAGGCAUGAAGGAGCCAUUGAGCACGAAUAAUCAAGUGGGACAUCAAGGAUAUUCUCAGGAUGGUAUUUCAGAGAAGAAUUCCAAGUAUAAAUUCUAUGAGAAGAAUUCCAGAGCCACUUCUGAUCACACAGGGACUGCAAAUAGAAAUGAUGAGGCGGACAACAAAAUGAGCGAUUUUGAAUCAAAUAGGCAGAACCAGAUACAUUUUAGGGAUCCUCGGAGUCAUUCAUUGUCUACAUUACAUCACUUAGGUGGUACUGAACCUAACAUCAUAAGUGUACAGAACAAUGGAGGAACUGCAGAGUCUCCUAGGGAAGAACUAAUGCCUUCGGAUAGGCAAUCACCACUUGUUGAGGAUCGCCAGAGAAAGACACCGGUUUAUGGAGGUUCUGAACAGAUGAAAAGGCCUCAUAGUAGAAGGACGGAGAAUAGUUCAGCUGAUGCAAAUACAAAGCCACCUGCAGUCAUUAAUAGUGUUUCAGAUUUCUCCGAGAGUGAUACUCUGACCCAAAUGUCCCCGACAGAGCAAGUUCAAAGGGCAAGACCGUCUAAGGGAAGCCAAGAGCUGAAUAACGAAUUGAAAGUGAAAGCAAACGAGCUUGAAAAGCUAUUUGCUGAACAUAUGCUCCGUGUGCCAGGGGAUCAAUCUAGUUCUGUCCGUAGAGGUAAGCCCGGAAAGCCGAUUGAACAGGCCGUGACUUCACAGCUGAGAAGACCUGCAGCACAGGAUCUAUCUUCUGAUCAGAAAUUGCCGAGUGAACAGGCUGUGACUUCACAGCUGAGAAGACCUGCAGCACAGGAUCUAUCUUCUGUUCAAAUUUCUGAUCAGAAGACCUUGGCAAUGCCAACUUUAAGCUCAAACGAUGAAGACAAGUUCAAAACUCCGCCAACUAUGAAGAUGGUUGUUAACAAUGACUAUGAAGAUAUCACGAGGCAAAAAUUCCCAGAAAUCAGCUUUUCGGAUAAUUCGAGGGGAAAGUUCUAUGAGACAUAUAUGCAGAAAAGAGACGCAAAGCUGAAGGAAGACUGGAGUUGCAGAAGGACCGAGAAGGAAGCCAAAUUGAAGGUGAUGCAAGAUAUACUUGAUCGCAGUAACGCUGAGAUGAAAACCAAAUUUUCUCAGUCUGCAGGGAGACGUGAUUCAGAUGCCAGACGUGCAGAGAAGCUUGUAUACUUCAAUUCUAAGUUGAGUGCUAAAAAGGAUCAGCAUCCAAUUAGCUCAUUUCACAGUGAAGAAGAUGAGGAUGUUUCCAGGAGCACCCAUAAUAAAAAGCUACAACAAAAUAAAAACAAUUUGACUACUCGAACUACUGCUACAUCAGCAUCACGCUCGGCAGCCAAAGUUUCUACUCCCAGUGCUGUUAGGCGGAGAGGACAAUCAGAAAAACUUCUUGCACAGUCAGUCCCUAACUUCUCCGAGGUCAAAAAGGAAGGCAUGAAACCAGCCUCGGGAGUUGGAAAAAAUGGUGUCCGCACCCAGGGGAGAAUUUCUAUCCGCUCAAAGGUUGUAGCUGAAGAAGAGAAGUUGCGAAGGCCGAAAAAUUUCAGAAAAGGUGCUGCUGAGUUGGCGACAGACUUUUCUCAACUGAAGUCAGAGGAUGGUGUUUCCGUACCUCUGAAUGAACAAGAGCAAAGCGAGAGGGAUUUUAACAAUUAUGGCAUUGGUGUCAGCUCUGAUAAUGCGCAGCUGAAGACUUCAGAAGGAUCUGAUGCAUCAGAUGAUAUAGAGAAAGAGGAGACGGGAGAAGCGCUUGACGACACGGAAGUGGAAGCUUUUACUGAUGCAGAAAACGAGAUGCCUAGACUAAGUCAGGAGUCUGAAGAAUGGGGUAGUACUGGGAUUGCAAAUGGUGAAUCUACAUCUCAGCUUGAACGUGGUUCAAAUGCUGAAUUAUCUGCUGAUAUGGCUUCUAGGCAUCAAACCAUGGGUUCACUUCUGGACUCACCCGGAGAAAGGACUGUUCCAUGGAAUUCGCGAGUUAAACAUCAAUAUCCGAACGAGGCAUCUGAACUUGAUGGUUCAGUGGACUCUCCAGUGGGUAGUCCUGCUUUCUGGAACUUAUCUUCCCUUAACCAUACAGAGAACGAUACAAGUCAAAUGAGAAAGAAAUGGGGAGCUGCUCAGAAACGCGUGCCUGCUGGUAAUCCAUCUCAAAAUCAGUGCCAACAGGAUGUGACAAAAGGAUUGAAAAGGCUUUUGAAUUUUGGAAGGAAAAAUCGUGCGGCUGAGAGUUUGGCUGACUGGAUAUCUGCUACAACGUCUGAAGGCGAUGAUGAUACUGACGAUGGAAGAGAUAUUGCAAAUCGAUCAUCAGAAGACUUGAGAAAGUCGAGAAUGGGAUUCUUACAGAGCCACCCCUCUGGUGAUAGCUUCAACGAGAGCGAGCUAUUCAAUGAACAAGUCCAACCCACUGGCGCACCAUUGAGCUUUAAACUGAAGGAAGAUCAGACUUCAGGAACUUCUGCAAAAGCACCAAGGUCAUUCUUUUCACUCUCCAAUUUUCGUAGCAAAGGGAAAUGAUUCGGAACCAAUAUUCAUAACAGAAGUCAGGAUCCAAGCGAAUGAAAGGUAAAAGAUCGGCAACGCAGGCACACCAGACACAAGUAUAUAAGUGAAAUAUUCUGAGAUAUAAUGUGCUCUUUGUUUCAGAUCAAUGUAUCAUUAAGAAUAGUCCCUCUUCUCUUCAAUAUUUCUUUGUUAACUUUUAUGAUAGUGGUUUUGAAGCCUACAUUGUAAAUUGUAUCAAACCUGAAACAUGUCCGUAUCGGUUUGAUAUCGAUGUGAUUUUGGUAUUACAAGCAAAAAAGGAUGGCAAUGUUCAUUUAGUA
Camelina sativa (false flax) is the source of this 4625-nucleotide messenger RNA. The record is from RefSeq and is a predicted model, not a curated record. NCBI's taxonomy places the organism in Eukaryota, Viridiplantae, Streptophyta, Magnoliopsida, Brassicales, Brassicaceae.